AUGUGCACUCCUGCUCUGCAGAACGAUUUUAGCCACUAUCGGCGUGGUAUUGGGUUAGGACUACUCGACAACAGCGCCUCGGAGGUGGAGUUAGCUAAUUCCAUAUCGCUAUUUCUUGCCGCUCCUACUCCAAUGCUGUCGAGUUUGAGCUCUGCAACACUGGAGUUUGUCCGAUCUCAUCCAACACUUCCAAUCGGAAACACAACAGAUACCCUUGCUACCAUUGUUAGCGUGUGUCGGUAUAUGGUCGGGUCACCUGAGGUGGCUGAGCGUAUAACGGAGGCAACACGAUUGUUUUGCGUUCGAGUAAUGGUUGGAUGCCUCAUUUUAUACGAUCACAUUGACGAAAAUGGAGCUUUUGUGAGAGAGUCACCCAUCAAUCUCCGAGCAGUCGUCAAUGUUGUCAAGGAGCAAACACAACCCCCACAGACUGAAGCUCUGUUGAACGCACUACGCUAUACUUCCAAGCAUUUUACUCAAGCUUCAACUCCAAAAUCUGUUCGAGCUAUUCUCGCCUAA
This is a messenger RNA of Ostertagia ostertagi, 519 nucleotides long. Lineage: Eukaryota; Metazoa; Nematoda; Chromadorea; Rhabditida; Trichostrongylidae. The record is from the annotation of a GenBank genome assembly.